UUGCCAAUAAAAGCGGUUCUCCUGGCUUCGCAAGUGCCAGACAUAGUUGCUCCGUUGUGCCGAAACAUUUACCCUAAAAAUGCAUUUAUUCGUCCUGCUCGUCGUUGUACUGGCCGCUUCGGCCCACGCUGCCCGUAAACCGGCGGAUCCGGAACCCAACCCAACCAAAUGGUCGCAGAUCCGCGGGACGGGCACACAGAUUUCCGCCCGUGGCGAGAUCAUACCGGUGUGGAUUAUUAAUAAGCACAAAGAGCUGCUGCGACGGGACUUCACCAACGGCGGAUGGGCACUGGAGAAAGACAACGUACACCACGUGGGAGCCAGCUUUGACGAGUCAGCUUGGAUUGUACUGGGCAACAGCUGGAAGGUGCAACGCGGACGAGGCGGUCUGUGGACGACGGUGGAGGAUGCACCGAAACUGCGACAAAUUGCUGGGCGCAGCUACUAUGAAGCCAUCGGCGUGGACAAUAACGAGGACAUCUACCACUUCAUUGAGGAGAAAUGGCGUAAACUCCCAGGGAAAGCCGUGUACGCCGCUAUCGGAAUCGACGGUGCAAUCUGGGUAAUCAACCGUGAGCAAAGCAUUUUCCAUUGGGACUGGGCGCGCAAUGACUGGGACGUGGUGGAGGGAAAAGCUGUCAACGUAGAUGUGUACAACACCCAUCGCGUCAUCGUCAGCAACAAAGAUCAUGACAUGUUCACCUGGACCGGCAGCAACUGGAAGAAGGAAGACGCCAAAUGCGUGCAGGCCUCCAUUACCAGCAACAACAUUUUUUGCAUCCGAAAGAAAGGAGCAGUCGAUAACGAGAUUUACCGAAACUGAAUUUAAAAAUGACUGGGGAAAUGAGUUUUACCACAGUCUAACUCAACAAAAUUAGCAGAAGAACUGCUCAUACGAACGGAAAUAAAUUAUCAAAAUCAC
Molecule: messenger RNA, 922 nt
Organism: Paramacrobiotus metropolitanus
Lineage: Eukaryota; Metazoa; Tardigrada; Eutardigrada; Parachela; Macrobiotidae
Product: tectonin-2-like
Exons: 2
Coding region: 80-823 (247 amino acids)
Source: RefSeq, a predicted model, not a curated record